This is a messenger RNA of Mollisia scopiformis, 1832 nucleotides long. Its product is annotated as soluble quino protein glucose dehydrogenase. Lineage: Eukaryota; Fungi; Ascomycota; Leotiomycetes; Helotiales; Mollisiaceae. Bases 268 to 1671 code for a protein of 467 amino acids. The transcript is spliced from 3 exons. The record is from RefSeq and is a predicted model, not a curated record.
CAACUGCAAAACACUCUGACCAUUCAAAAGCCAUGCGAGAAAUCAUUUGCCAAUACCAUUGGAUGGCACACAAAAGGUAAAUGAGGUAGAUGAUGCUCCUUAUCAAUGAUGCGUGAGGCUGCAGUUGCUCAUGCGGGGUUCACAUCUGCAUCUCAAUCGCCAAGCCACGACGUCGCAUUCAAGAUUUCUUGAGACACAAAGCUCUCUUAUCUUUCCCUUUAUCUUAUGUUGUAAACGGCCGAAUACUUUUUCUCAUUACUUGUCACUAUGAAGCUGUUCAUUAAUAUAGUUCUUGGAGCUAUCCUCUCCGAGAUUGUCUCGGCGAUAACUUGCAACCUCAAGCCGACCUAUCCUACACCUUCAACCUCCGAUGGCUGGCAAGCUCAGCUCGUGGCCAACGAGUUAACUUCUCCGAGAAGUAUACUCUUUGACGGUAGUGGAAAUCUGCUGGUUGUGCAAUCUGGGGCUGGAAUUGUGCAUCUAGCGUUCGAUGAUGGUGGCAGUACAUGUUUAGACGUCUCCAAGAAGACCUUCUUAGUGAAUUCUACAGAACUGAACCACGGAAUAGCACUCUCAAACGACGGUAAAACACUCUACGCCUCCUCCUCCGAAGCAGUCUAUUCCUGGUCCUACGACGCCUCCGCCAUCAGUGUCAGUACCACAAACCAAACUCUGGUAACAGGCAUGACAAACGACGACCACACAACCCGCACCCUCUUGAUGUCCCAGAAAUCCCCCGGCACCCUCCUCAUCAGCCGAGGCAGUACAUCGAACAUCGACCCCGAAGCCGCUCUGCUAAGCUCCGGCCACUCGCAAAUCAAAGCCUUCAACACUUCCAACCUAACAAAGACCUCCACCCCCUACGAUUUCAAUACCCAAGGCCUCCUCCUCGGCUGGGGGUUGCGAAACUCGGUCGGAGUCGCCGAAGAACCGCUCACAGGCGGUAUAUACAGCGUCGAGAACUCUGCGGAUGAAAUAGACCGCGAUGGGGUCGAUAUCCACGAGAACAACCCUGGGGAGGAGAUGAAUUUCCACGGGUUCUUAAACGGGAGUACGCAGGAUCAAGGCGGCAAUUACGGAUACCCGGCUUGUUUUGCGUUGUGGAAUACGAGUAUACCUGAUCUGGGGAGCUUGGUGGUGGGAGAUCAGUUUACGUUGCAGCAGAAUGCUACGUUUAAUGAUUCGACGUGUAAUGAGGAGAGGGUUGCUCCGAGGUUGACGUUUCAGGCUCAUAUGGCGCCGUUGGAUAUCGUGUUUUUGGAGAAUGGGACGGAGGCUUAUAUCUCUUUCCAUGGAUCUUGGGACCGAACAAACCCCAUCGGCUACAAAGUUUCCUCUGUCUCCUUCUCGACCGGCGAACCAACAGCAGCGAAAGAUAGCACGAAUAGCACCGUCGAUAUCUUUGCGAACAAGGAUAAUUCGCAGUGUCCGGAUGGGUGCUUUAGACCGGUGGGCUUGGCGGUUGAUGGGAAGGGCAGGUUGUGGGUUUCGAGUGAUGCUACGGGGGAGUUGUAUGUUUUAGCAAGGACGAGUACGGCGACGGCUACGAGUUCUGGGGCGAGUCCGUCGGCUACGAAGAAAGGGAUGGGUAUGAAAGUGGAGAUGGGGGAUAGAGGGUUGUGGGUGGUUGUUUUAUUGAUGAGUUUGGGGUUUGGGUUGGGGAUGAUGUAGAAUUCCAUUCGCUCUUCUUUGGAACGUGAUAGAGUGAGACUCCUCCUACUGAGGCAGAAAGUUUUGCGUUCACUUGACGGAAAACGAGACUAUCCUAUCAAGUCACUACAUUGUACAGUAAUAGCUCCCACAAAAGGUAACAUCUGAUUUAGUCCUGUAAU